GCUGAUGUUUCGCAGCAGAGAGUCCUCUGUAAGGCGAUGCGGAGGCGCGACCCUGGACACGCCCACGGAGCCACUGUUUAGGCCAGAAAACAACCUGAGCGAUGCCACAGGUUCAUCGUAUCGUACCGUUGCAUUACAUGAUGCCUCAUGCUCAUUUAUACCUGUGAAGUCCUCACACCGUGACAUUCACUUUACUUGUUUCAGCUCAUCAAAAUCUUGUACUUGCAUCUCCAAACAGGGGGUUCAUCAUCAAGCCCUUCCUCACCACCACUUGCCUAACCCUACAACUACAAUCACUGCGACAAGACCACCCUUUUUUCACGGACCAAACCAUGUCGGCCCCCAAAUCCGGCAUCAAAGUCGUCGUCGUCGGGGCCGGCUUCGGCGGCCUGACGGCAGCCAUCGAGUGCCACCGCCAGGGCCACGACGUGUCCAUCUACGAGAACUUCCCCGAGCUCAAGACGCUCGGCGACAUCAUCUCGUUCGGCGCCAACGCGGGGCGCAUCUACCACCGCUGGUCCGACGGCAAGAUCGCCCGCCGCCUGCGCGAGUUGUGCAUCGACCUGUCGUCGUACGGCUUCCGCAUCCACAAGUACGACACGGGCGAGGUUGUCUACCACCAGCCGACGCCCGAGCAGAACCCGGAGGCACCCGUCUUGAAUGGUCAUCGCGGCGAGCUGCACGAGGUUGUGUUUAAUUACGCGAGGGAUGAGUUGGGUAUCCCGAUCCAUCUGGGCCAGAGAGUUGAUGAGUACUUUGAGGACAAGCACCAGGCGGGAAUCGUGCUGAAGAGCGGUGAGAGGGUGGUGGCGGACUUGGUGAUUGGCGCCGACGGGGUGCGGUCCAAGGCGAGGGAGCUGGUGCUGGGCUAUGUCGACAAGCCCAAGAGCAGCGGGUAUGCCGUCUGGCGGGCGUGGUUUCCCAACACGGACAUGAUCCAAGACCCGCGCACGCGCGAGUUCUGCAUCAACGGCGACACGUUCAACGGCUGGAUCGGCCCGGACGUGCACUUCCUCUUCAGCACCAUCAAGGGCGGCAAGGACUGCUGCUGGGUGCUGACGCACCGCGACGAGCACGACAUUGACGAGUCGUGGUCCUUCCCCGGCAAGCUUGAGGACGUCUACAAGGUGCUCGAGGGCUGGGACCCCGUCUGCCGCGCCAUCGUCGAGAAGACGCCCAGCCUGGUCGACUGGAAGCUGGUGUACCGCGACCCCUUGCCGACUUGGGUCAGCAAACAUGCCCGCAUCUUGCUGUUGGGCGACGCGGCGCAUCCGUUCUUACCGACUAGCGCGCAGGGCGCGACCCAGGCUAUGGAAGAUGGUGUCACUAUCGCCGUGUGUUUGAAGAGGGCAGGGAAAGAGAAUGUUCCGGCCGCGGUGCGGGUACAUCAGGAGCUCCGGUAUGAGCGUGUCAAGGCAGUGCAAAAGACGGGCGAGACUACCCGCGACAGGUGGCACAAGACGGACUGGGCGAAGGUGGCCAGCGAUCCCAAGAGCAUUGCCUUCCCCCGCGAAGAUUGGAUCCACCACCACGAUGCUGAGAAGCACGCCGAGGAGAUGUUUGACGAGACCUUCAAAAAGGUAACGCAGCCCGAGUUGUUCGAGGACGUCAAGUUGCUACCCGUCGGCCCUAUCGCGGUAGCGGUAUGAGCGCAAUGUAUUGGUUGGAAUGGUGCAUGGGGGCGUGUUUGUCAUGGUGAACGACCAAGGGGUAUAUUGCUCAGGGACCGGGAGUGAAGCUAGUGAUGAGUUGGCUUGGAUCUCAGAGGUCAAUAUGCCAUCUGCAUUAGCUAGGGCCAGUAUCAAGGAACGAUAACAUUGUUAUGUACCUACAGUAGUUUGGCUGAUGUAGUGGAUGGCCGGGCAGCUUACGCCUUGGGGUUGCCUUCGUGCAUCUUAACCCAAGGCCAUGAUUGGUUGUAUACCUUGCAGCCCCUCACCCAGCGGCUGUUGUGACAA
Molecule: messenger RNA, 1958 nt
Organism: Parathielavia appendiculata
Lineage: Eukaryota; Fungi; Ascomycota; Sordariomycetes; Sordariales; Chaetomiaceae
Product: FAD/NAD(P)-binding domain-containing protein
Exons: 3
Coding region: 333-1649 (438 amino acids)
Molecular function (GO): monooxygenase activity; FAD binding
Source: RefSeq, a predicted model, not a curated record